AACAACCCCCGCCAGCUGGGGGUAGUUGCGUGGGUUGCACGAGAGAGAGAAACUGGGUCAGGCAGACUCGAGGCAGGCCGAGUCAGGCCGAGGCUCGAGAGUCGUCCAGGCGUUUUCGGCUGGAAGCAGUCCCUUGGAAACCACCCCGAAGCCCGUCGUCGCUUCACCAGUCUAUCGUCGAUCCAUCCUCCAGUCCUUCUCCACCGUUUACAACAGCUUCAUCCCCUUGCGAGCGCGAGCGAGAUCGAAGUAUUCGUACUCCAACUAUCCCACGAGGAGACAGCAAGGAAUCGAAUUUCGCCCGGACACACUCACCGACCAGACUAAUGAGUUCCGAAAACACGUACUCGCUCUCUAGGGAGCACUGUAACUUGAAAUAUUCAGAUAUCCUGCCGCAGAAUGCCGAAGGUUAUCCAGCAACCAAGGAAUUCCUGAUGAAGGUAGUGGAUAUUUUACUGGAUUUCAUCAAAUCAACGAAUGACAGAACUGCGAAGGUACUCGAUUUCCAUCAUCCUUCCGAAAUGAUGCGUCUCCUGGAUCUCGAAAUUCCUGACUCUGGUUUGACUCUUCAGCAACUUCUCAUUGAUUGUUCCACCACCUUAAAGUAUCAAGUUAAAACUGGUCAUCCUCAUUUCUUCAAUCAAUUAUCCUGCGGCCUUGAUAUCGUCUCGAUGGCUGGUGAAUGGCUGACAGCGACAGCCAACACGAACAUGUUCACCUACGAAAUUGCACCGGUGUUCAUUUUGAUGGAGCACGUGGUGCUUCAGAAAAUGAGAGAGCUCAUUGGUUGGAACGGUGGUGAUUCCAUCCUUGCACCAGGAGGUUCCAUCAGCAAUCUUUAUGCUUUUCUCGCUGCCAGACAUAAAAUGUUCCCCGCUUACAAGGAACGAGGCCUCGCUGCUAUCGGGGGACAGUUAGUUAUGUUUACGUCUGACCAGUGCCAUUAUUCGGUGAAAUCAUGCGCCUCUGUCUGCGGACUGGGAACGGACAACUGUGUGAUGGUUCCCAGCGAUGAUCGAGGACGCAUGAUCCCAUCGAAGUUGGAAGAAUUGAUUCUGGAACGCAAGGCUAGAGGACAUAUCCCCUUCUUCGUGAACGCUACCGCAGGAACGACCGUCAUCGGAGCAUUCGAUCCUAUUCCAGAAAUCGCUGAUAUUUGCCAGAGACACAAGCUCUGGCUACACAUCGACGCGGCUUGGGGUGGUGGACUGCUUCUUUCAAGGAAAUACAGACAUCCCCGAAUGACAGGAAUCGAACGAGCCGACUCCGUAACCUGGAACCCGCACAAACUCAUGGGAGCGUUGCUUCAGUGUUCGACGAUUCACUUCAAGGAGGACGGAUUGCUGAUUAGCUGCAACCAAAUGUCCGCAGAGUAUUUGUUCAUGACAGACAAACUGUACGACGUGAAGUACGACACCGGUGAUAAGGUGAUUCAAUGCGGACGUCAUAACGACAUCUUCAAGCUAUGGCUGCAAUGGCGAGCCAAGGGUACAGAAGGAUUUGAGAAACACAUGGACCGGCUGAUGGAACUCUCAGAGUACAUGGUCAGGCGGAUCAAACAGAUGCCUGAUAAAUAUUAUUUGAUACUGGAACCUGAAAUGGUGAACGUCUGCUUCUGGUACCUUCCAAUACGCGUCCGAAACAUGCCACAUACUCAGGAGAGGAUCAAGAUCCUUGGAGAUAUUUGCCCCAUUUUGAAAGGCCGAAUGAUGCAAUCUGGAACACUGAUGGUCGGCUACCAGCCGGACGAUCGACGGCCCAAUUUCUUCAGAAAUAUUAUCUCGAGUGCCGCAGUAACGGAAGCGGACGUCGACUUCCUACUAGAUGAAAUGGACCGGUUAGGCCGUGAUCUGUAAGAAACCCGCCCGUUCUAAUUAGUUGCGUAAUCAGCUGCCGCGAUGCAGUUGAUUAUAUCGCGACAUCGUAUCGAAAGUGAUUCCAGCUGAUAUUAGAAAUUCAUUUAACGAGCAGGAGAAUCGCGUCGCGUUUCAUUACGUGUACAAAAUUCGGAGGCCAAAUUCGAGACUCGCAUUCAUGAUUAUUAACCUAAGCAGUGUGCACCGGCUCUCUCCAUUUCUCUUGUAGACCAAAAGAAAGUAUUCGUUGUUUUAUUUUAUUUCUUCUUUUAAUGAAAACUCUUAGAUUUAGUUAAAAAAAUUCUUUCUAAAAGUUAAAUAAAGGAUGUGUUUUUGUUCACAUCAAAAAAUAUCUGUUUAUUCAACCCAAAAAGCCAAAUUCAAGUUAAGCUCUGGAAGUCAACUGAAAUUUAAUUUAAUUUAAGUAAUAAAAUUGAAUUUCACUUGACUUCUAGAGCUUAACCUGGAUUUGGAUUUUUGAUAUAAUAUCUGCAUUUGGGGAAAUGAAAAUUAAAAUUAUAAUAGACGAUCGUUUCGUUUGAAUAUUCUUUAAAUGUUCGAGCUUGAAAUUGACGACAGAAGAGAGUCGGUCACCGAAUCAUCGUUCGUAGCACGAGGAACGCUUCUUCAGCAUAUUACAAAGCAGCUACUGAAGAUCGAAGGAUACUCAUAGCAUGUAAGUUCUUUAGGUGUAAGCAUACAGCACAUCCACGAAACGAAGAAUCAAGUUACAAAGCUCUAGCGAUGCUUCCGGCCGUAAAUGUUACUAGUUUUCACUCCUUGGCGCUAUACCUAUUCACUAGAAAAGAAAGGGGAAACGAAGGAGUAGCAACGACGCGUUUUCAUCAUAGAUUGAAACAAUAGUAAAAUAUAGUUAAUCACGCUUAUAAUGACCGAGAGUUCGUUUAAUUAAUAUUUUAUUUCUUAGUGAAAAUACAUGACACACGCGCUGCAACAGUUGGCUCCGUAUCAGAACGUUAUUAAGAGUUACAGGAUUUAGAAAGAAGAUAGUUGAAAAUUGAUUUUGAUUACAUCAUUAACGUUGCGUAUGCCUCACAGGGGGGUAAUAAAUAAAAUAAAUAUAUUACGAGAAUAGUGACGAACGGAAAAGGAAACUCAGAAGAACAUUGAAUUAAUUAAAAAUUCGUUCGAAGAGAACGAGAUAGAUGUACAAAAUAUUUUUACUUGCAUCGGUACACUGCGGAGUAAUAUAGAGAUAAAAAAUGAUAUUAGUUCGCUUAGAAAUGAUGUGCGUUACUUUGUUGAGAGACUAAAUGAAUUUGUUACUUAUUGAUCGUUUGCAAAGCUAUAAAAUAAAGAGGGCAGGCCUGCAUACAUUAUUAUUAUAUACAAAAUGUACGUAUGUUAUUAUUUAUUAUUGAAAAGUUUCACCACUAAUGGAGAGUAAUAUUUAUUAAUAUACAUUAUAGGAAACUUGAAAAAAAGGUAUAAAUGUAUUUGAAACUAAAAAAAAAGUAUAAGUAUAUAUAUAAAGAACAAAGCGUAUAUUAUAUACAAUAUAAAUAUAUAUAUUUAGCGUUGAGAUUUUAAAAUACAAAACACAAACCCAUGAAAGUACAUGCUUUUUCAAGUAUUCGUGCGAACGGUUGUCAUUUAGUUCGUCGAUUACCUUUAUACACUGUUGGAAACUGAUCUUAUUACGUAUUUGGUAAAAAAAUCUCUUAUUAGAAAUUAGUUCCGUAGUUUCGAAUCGCGUUCCCGUCUUUCACCUAACUUUUUAGGGGGACACUAUCGAUCGUUAGCUUCAUCACUUCUCACACGUUGAUUCAUUUCGUUAAUACAACAAAGAGAAACCACAAAAGAGAGUUGCGUCUUUUUAACUACAAAAUUUCGAUAUUUUUGCCUCGUAUGAAACGACGAAAGAAAUAUCAAUCUGUUCGGCAAUGAAAAUAUAAAAAAUGGCAACACUUAAGAACCGAACGACCCUAUAUAAAUUUUUCGAUUCACUCGCCAUUGAGUAAAAGAUCGAAGAUGUCUUUAAACUUAAGUAAAUACAAAAUAUCUAAGUGUAUAUUAAUAAGGGAGACCUAAAAUGUAUUUAUUGUAAAUCUACGAAUUUACUCGACGUUUUCAUUUCCCGUCGACACUUACCGAGCCGUCGAUAGAUCUUUUUCCAUUCACAAGAAACUCGAGAACGAAUGAGAACAAAAUAAUAAAAGACAGGAUAGAAGACAAAGCAUAUACAGAGGCGGGAAAAUAACGUGCUAAGAUAAAGGGCCCCAUGCGAUAUUGUUUAAGUCGUAGAACAUUAUCGACAUUCCUGUUACGCAUGAUUCGAGUCAACUUUUAAUAAUAUUCAUCUAAAACUGACGUGAGAUGGAAUUCGUGAAUUGUAAUGUAAAAUCGAAACAAUAUCAUGAUGCAUUAGACAAUACUAGGGCAGCAGAGGGUAUGUAUUUUUGAAGAAAAAAAAGGAAACAAAUGAAUGACGUUUAUCUGACCACGAUUACCGAUACCUGCAGAAGAGACAUUCUAUCGAACCGUUGUUGUUAAUUGUCCAUAAUUUUAUCAGCGUUAUAAAUUUUUUUAAUCACCAGUCGUUGAUACUGCCGACUGAAUGGCUGAUUUUACUUCGACGAAUUCACUUGUAUUCUAACGUAAUUAAAGAGGACACAGAGAAAGACAUUAUCAUAUAUACACACAGACAUAUGCACGUAUAUUAAAAAGUUUAGCCAAAGGUACUAUAUUUCUACAGGUAAAGGAAUUAUACAGUGACACUAUCUAAGUAGAGAAAAAUCUCGACUCUUUGAUCUGCAUACAUGUUACACGUACAUUUGGCGAAUCUAUAAACUUCACAUUGUUGUGAAUCUAAACGUAAGAAGUAUACCUUUGCCAUAUCAGUGCCGUUAAUUAACGACGGUUUUGUACAUUAUUCUUGUGCCCAUUUCUUCUUAUAUCUUGACGAAUCGAAGAUUUGUAAAUAAAAAGCCGCGGAAUAAGUUCCCUUAGCACUCGUUGUACCAAUAUGGGAAUUAUUUGAGAAUUAUUAGAAAAAAAUUAUUCAUGACACUAAAACGUGUCACAUUGUUACUGCAUAUUCUAUGCUGUUGUAUUUUAUUGUUAUUCGCUAUACAAUUUAAUAUCUUAUUAUAUAUACAUAUAUAUGUACUUUAGUUUUACAAACUUUGAAGAUCUUUAGCGUCCCAUAAACUAUGCACUAAUGCACCUUCCAAUGCACUUUUUAAUGCACCUUCUAAUGCACUUUUUAAUGCACCCUCCAAUGCACUUUUUAAUGCACCUUCCAAUGCACUUUUUAAUGCACCCUCCAAUGCACUUUUUAAUGCACCUUCCAAUGCACUUUUUAAUGUACCUUUCAUGCACGCGCACGCAAUCAACAGAAAAUUAUAAGUUUAACGAGAAACAUAUAAAUUUCGUUUCUUUUAUUUGAGGCUAGAGAACCGAAGAAAUCGGCACAAGUAUAAUUAACGUUGGUCAAUUCCUUUCCUUGUGAUUUAUCAAACUGACCCAGGGUGAUCUCAUUAACCCUGUGACCUCGUUAUCGUUAAUUAUUAGUCUAAGUUGGAGCGAGGAGAACAGCAACAAAAUCCGACGUCUUCCAAAUGAGAAAGAAGGAAAGAUCGAUGAGUAUGUUGAGUUUAGAGAUGCCUCGCGAUUCGUGAAAGCAGCUAUCCUUAUACAUUGUACGUAAUUAAGCAAAAACAAGAGAAAAAGAAAGAAAACAAGAAAAUACAUUUAUAUACAUACAAAUAGGUGAGAAGAUAAUUAUAUAUAAAUAUGUAUAUGUGUAAACGUGUGUGAAAAACUCUCCUGGCGGUAAUACGAGCGAAAGAAUAUGGAUUAUACGUGGCGUUAUAACGAUGAUUGCUGGCACGUCGUGAUCUUGUUGUACGACAAAUACCACCUAAUUGACCCUAUUAUCCACUGUAUAUCAAUGUCUAAUAAACUGCUGUUAUCCCAAA
Bombus terrestris (buff-tailed bumblebee) is the source of this 5797-nucleotide messenger RNA. It is a transcript of the gene Gad1, whose product is annotated as glutamate decarboxylase. The transcript is spliced from 10 exons. Gene Ontology annotation, molecular function: pyridoxal phosphate binding; carboxy-lyase activity. Gene Ontology annotation, biological process: carboxylic acid metabolic process. NCBI's taxonomy places the organism in Eukaryota, Metazoa, Arthropoda, Insecta, Hymenoptera, Apidae. Gene Ontology annotation, cellular component: cytoplasm. The record is from RefSeq and is a predicted model, not a curated record. The coding region runs from base 327 to 1856 and encodes 509 amino acids.